Molecule: messenger RNA, 633 nt
Organism: Strongylus vulgaris
Lineage: Eukaryota; Metazoa; Nematoda; Chromadorea; Rhabditida; Strongylidae
Source: the annotation of a GenBank genome assembly
CUGCAUUUUCCAUUAUUAGCAGGAAACUAUAAGCACGACAAUGUUUGCAGGUAUCGAACAAUUGCCUUUAUUGCUCCUUGCUAUCAUUACACCAUACCAAAUGCUCGAAACGGUUUUUAUCUAUCACCUGUUCUAAGGGGAAUCGAUGCUAAACCCGGAAACUUCGAAAGCUUCAGACAUUGUCCUCUGGUAUGCCAUGUAUUUUCGAUGAAUGGUGUCCGCUCAUUGAUCUCGUUAUGGAAGUGGACAGAAGCAGAACAAGUCACAUAUCUUCGUCAAAGAAUCAAAGGAAUUAUUUUUGACAGCGCACCAGCACGAACGUCUGCAGGUCCAGACUCUUAUGCAGUCGUUAAUUCAACACCUCCUAUCGAUGGGUUGCGUUGGGUAGACAAGGAGACGAGACGAAAGAUUACCAGGAUGGUCUUUCACAUGAGGAAGGGGGUGGCUCACUCCAUUUCCGCCCUGUACCCUCCGAUUCGUUCCCAACUUUCGAUGUACUACUACUUAGCAGAAAAUAUGGAUUUGCCUAAGCCUCAGCUCUACCUUUAUUCUCGCGAGGAUAAAUUCGUCAAACACGAAUACGUGAAGCGGUUUUUGCUACAACAGCGUGAACGAGGAAAAGAUGUUGAAGAA